Cucurbitaria berberidis CBS 394.84 is the source of this 739-nucleotide messenger RNA. RefSeq lists its product as uncharacterized. The transcript has a single exon. NCBI's taxonomy places the organism in Eukaryota, Fungi, Ascomycota, Dothideomycetes, Pleosporales, Cucurbitariaceae. The coding region runs from base 138 to 611 and encodes 157 amino acids. The record is from RefSeq and is a predicted model, not a curated record.
GAGUCGAUCUGGCUGAGAUGGGGGUAGAUGAGAGCUUGUUUCUCACCUACCGCGACUACGCUGAGGCAGUGGCUGGCCGCCGUCCGAGCCCUCUCUUCCCUCAAGGUAUGUCAUCAUAGGUCACCCUGUAAUUCCUAAUGCAUUAUACUGACUCCAUUGGCAGGUGGAUUUCGCCUGAAGGGCAUCCAGUACCCCCUUUCCGGUCUUCGUGUGGUGGGCGCGAAGAUUGUAGAAGCUGGCUACUGCUCUGUCGUCCCGUCCUCUUUGGCAUCUUGGGGUGCUCCGCAGCCUCUCUUCUCCACUCCUCCCGUUGCUCCCACGGUGGAGUUCACGGCGCCCUCCGCUCCUCUCGCUCUUCCCGCUGCCCCUGGGGCCCCCGCGAUGGGCUUCACGACGUUCUCCGCUCCCUCUGCUCCUGUUCAGGAGGUAUCGCAGAUCUCCUGGCCUACUCAAGAGCCAGCCCCUGCUCCUUUCUCGACCUCUUCUGUCGGCUUCGUGCCCUUGCCUGCUCCUCCUGUGGCACCGCAACAGCCCCUGGACGCCUCCGCGCCUACCUCCAAGGCCGCUACUCCUGCUGCACCUGUUGCACCGGUUGCAGCUCCACGUGGUAAGGGCGAGGAUGUCCAAAAGCCGACUGAGAGUGAGAUGAAGGAGCUGGCGGUGGCCUUCCAGCAGUCAAAGAAGCCUGGGAGCUUUGGGGUGAAGGGCAAAGUUGCACCAGCAGCACUUCCUACGGGAG